Molecule: messenger RNA, 5435 nt
Organism: Ahaetulla prasina
Lineage: Eukaryota; Metazoa; Chordata; Lepidosauria; Squamata; Colubridae
Exons: 14
Coding region: 244-3948 (1234 amino acids)
Source: RefSeq, a predicted model, not a curated record
UGAAAUCAUUUUGCUAGUAACUCAGGGAGUUUUUUUUCCCCCUUUAAUAAUUUAUUCGUCCUGAGGAAUUUUCUGCCUUCUUAAGAUAUUCAAAGGGUAUUUUUGUGUGAGGCUACUGUAAAUUUGAUCUAAGCCACUUUUCAUGGUCUGGAAUGGGCAAAAUAAUUCUUCAUUAGGUUUUUGUACGUGGUUUGUAUUUAAUUGUCUCGGUGUGACUACUUUUAUUACUGGGGCAAAGGAACAAUGGUCACCAUCAGCUCAGAUGCAACAGGAAAUCCUUCCAUCCUUCCACUUUGGCCCUGUUGUAGCUCCAGCAAGGAAGAUACUAACAUGGUAACUUUUGCUUGCCUGCUCAUUGAACACGGUACAAAGUCUUUGGAGAUCACUUGGGAACCUAACACUCCAGAACCGAAAAAGUUCUCAACGCAGCAAGUGACCGGACCGAACCUGUUCACAACAAGCCAACUCACCGUCUCUUCCUCCAGCUCGUCCGAAGUUCGUUACAAAUGCUUUGUAAAAGAAAAGAAAGAAGUUCCCGCAGCUACCUUCACAAACAAAUAUUGCAUUUUGCAACCUUUGAAACCGGUCGAUGUUCAGAUCUUAACUCCCAGUUGUGGCAAACAGAGCUCAGUGGUCAACGUGGAACUGGUAUGCUUCCUGAGAAGCCUUAGUGGUGGAAAAGCUGAGGUGGAAUGGCUGAAGAAUGGAGUACAGCUACAAGAGAAAGAAGAGGUGUCACUGAGAGCUGUUGUAGGAAAGGGUAGUGGUUACUCCAGUUUCAUCCACCUGAACAUCAGCAAAGAGAGUUGGGACAAAGGGGACCUCUACACCUGUAAAGUGACGCGCCCGCCAGGCAGUCAAAACGUCACAAUGCAGAAUGCCAGCAAAUGUCAAGUGUGCUAUGGUUGCAUGCAUCAACCCAGCAUAUUCUUCACCAAGCCAUCUUACAAAAGCCUGCUUGAUAGGUCAGCCACUCUAGUCUGCACUGUGAUAUCUUCUAAACUUCUCAGCGCUCAGAUCACCUGGCUUGUGGAUGGCAAAGCCAGCAGUGCUGUUGUGAAUGAGAUGGUGACGACGGACGCUAACGGAAGUCAGAAGUUGAGAAGCAACCAUUCGGUGUCUUUGGAACAGUGGACGAAGGGCACCGUCUUCACCUGCAAAGUAACUGGGAGCUGCUUUGAAGAACACCGAAAAGACAUCAUCAUCAAGAAGGCUACUCAAAUGCAAGCACCCUCCAUCAUAAUUACUCGAGCCCCGCUAGAGAUUUCCCUCAAGAGCACCACGGCCCUCAUUCUCAUCUGUGAUGUGAGUGGAUUUUCCCCGGCAGAGAUUAGCAUCUCGUGGGAAAGAAAUAACGUGUCCCUGGACAAAAAGCUGUACGACAACGGGAUCGCCACAGAAAUGGCAAAUGGGUAUUCGGUGUACAGCAUCUUGAAAAUCAGCAGAGAUGAGCCAGGAGGAAAAGGAGGCAGCUACUGCUGUAUCGUCCACCAUCCCGCUUCUCAAAUCCCAUAUGUGGCAUAUGAAAAGGUACCCAUUGAUUUCCUGGAGCCUCGAGCACCUAUGGUGGAACUCCUACAGUCCAUCGAUCGGGAGAAGGACGCCGUGGUGUUGAAAUGCAUCGCGAUGAAUUACAGGCCCCCGAGUGUCACCAUCACAUGGGUGGGCGGCCCGCAAAAUAAGAAGCAAGUCAUUGUGGACCAGAGGAUGGCGGAUGGGACCUACUGGGCCAGCAGCCAACUCACCCUCACCCUCUCCCAAUGGCAAGAAAUGGACAGCAAGACUUGUGAGGUGGUACACCAACCGACGAGUACAAAAAAAGUCCAGAGGAUUUCCAGAAAAGACUGGGUUAUGCCCACGGCUCUCAUGGUGACUCUCAACGUCCAUCCACCCUGUCCAACUUUAGGGACCAUCAGUAGUGUGACUUUAGUCUGUUCCAUCUACAGCUACUCCCUAGAGAACAUCCAAGUCACCUGGGUACCAGAUGGGAAAUUUCAAACGUCACCAAAGGACCGGUCAAACAGUAUCCAGUUCUACGCUAGCAGCAACUUCACGGUAUCCCUGCAGGAGUGGAACAAGCUAAAAGAAUAUACCUGCAGAGUAACUCAAGCUGGAAGAAACCACACAGAGACAAGAACUAUCAGCAAGUGCAGAGCCUGUAAGAACAGUGUACCACCUCCCACAGUUCAUCUACUCAAACCACCCCUUGAGAGCUUCUUCACUCAAAACAGAGCUAUCUUGUCUUGCCUCGUGGUGGGCUAUGAACUGGAGAAUGUCCUCCUCACCUGGACGAUGGAUGGACGGAACCUCACCACGAAUGCCACCAUGGAAAAAAUCAAGAGACACCCAAAUCGGACCCGAAGUUUCCAAAGCCAACUUAACCUGACCCGUCAGAACUGGGAGGCUGGAAAGAAAAUUGAAUGCAUAGUUUCUCACCUUUGCUCGCUUUUCCCCGAGGUGAAGCAGAGCAUCCAAAAAAGAACAGAUUCCAGCCAAGUGCCUUCUAUCUCCUUGGUCCUUCCAGCGCUAUCGCAACUGACGCAACCUACCUCCCAAGCUGUUGCUUGGUUGGCUUGUGUGAUCAGUGGAUUCUCCCCGUCUGAGAUACUCGUCAAAUGGAAGAAGAACAACAGAAGUCUAGAUGCUUCUGAGUAUAUCGUAGGCCCAUCAACGCUUGAAACUGGGAAGUCCACUUUCUCUACUCAAAGCGUCCUGAAAAUCCCAGCAUCUGAAUGGGAAAAUAGAGCCAUGUAUACCUGCCUUGUGGGACAUGAAUCCCUAACUAUCAUGAAGGGCAUCAGUAAAUAUUUGUAUGGUUUCCUGAAACCCACUCCUCCACGAGUGAUGGCCUUCCACACCUUUGAGGACAAGGGCUACCCAAAACUUGUCUGCUUGGCUACCAGCUUCUACCCCAAAACCAUAGACAUUCAAUGGAGCACCAAAGGAGACAAACUCAAUUCUAUUCCAAAUUGUUCACCGCCAGUGCCCCUCCCUGAUGGGACAUUCCAGAAGGACUGUAGUUUGACCAUCCACGGAGAAGACUGGCACCAUCCACAAAUAUACACAUGCACCGUAAAUCACCGUGCAACCAACUUUGUGAUUAAGAAAGAUGUGCAUUCUUCAGGAAUGGCGACAUCUCCGAGCAAUAUGGAAGCGAUCAAGAUGCAGUUGCCGUCCUUCGAAGAGCUCUUCACAAACGGAAGCGCAGCUCUAACCUGCACGAUGUCCCUCAUGAAUGCCAGUGCCAAUGCAACCUUCAACUGGACCAUGGAUGGCAAACCGGCCAACAAUAAUUUGGUGACAAAUGAAGUCUUCCAAGAAACCAACUACACUUCUAUGAUGUAUGGCCGACUGCAGGUGAAUCUGAGUGAAUGGAUCAACACCACCCAAUUCACUUGUAGCAUCCAGAGUGGCCUAGGAGAAACAGAGAUAAAGCAUUUUGACCGAAGGAAUGGAACUAUGAGACCCCCCAAAGUGGAUCUCCAGCAUCAGUCGUCCAGCGAAGACUUCAAUGUAACCCUCCUGUGCAUAGCGAAAGAUUUCUAUCCUGAUGAAAUCUUUCUGAAGUGGGAAGAAGAGAACCAAGAGAUGUCCUUCAAGGGUUACGACGCCCACGGCAUGAAGUGCGACCACGAGAAACAAACGUGCUCCUUGCUAAGCAUGCUCGAAGUCCCCACAAGCAAAUGGAUGACGGGAGCCACCUACCGAUGCCUUGUAGCCCACGUCUCCUCUGAAAACAUAAUCGCUAGAACAACUAAUUUCUUAACUGAUUCCUGGGAUUGUACCCUCAUGGGAGCCGCUUUCUGUGACAUCCGCAAUGAAAGUGACGAUGAAUAUAGCGAGCUGGAAGAAGCCAAUGGCGUCUGGAAUAAAGUUUUCACCUUCAUUGUCCUCUUUAUUCUGGCCAUAUUUUAUGGCGGCCUAGUUACUUUCAUCAAGGUGAAAUAACCAUCACCCCCUUUCAUUUGAAGCACGCAUUGAACGAGACCACACCUUUCCCCCUCCAUCAUCCAUGUCUCUCGUUCAUCCUUCCUGACCACCGUUCUGAGCUACAUGUUUCAUGGAAAGUCACAGCAAAGCAUUAAAUGUCAUAAAAACAAUCCACUUCCAGCCGAACCCGUUUCUGCGUCAGCCCUAGGAAGAAACCAGUUGGUUUUCUACCGAGAAGAAAAAGGCUCUAGAAGAGAAGGGAAGUUUAAUAUCUUUACCCAAAUGUUCACAAAUGCUAAGAAAUUCAUGAAGGGUGCACCAAUACCUAAUUGUUAUCCUUAUGUCUAAAAGAGAAAUACGAUGCCUUUUCCAAACCAAGCCACCGUUGGAUCAUGAUUAAUUUACUGGCAUGGCACAUUGCAAUACUUGACGGGACGCUCUGGUGUGCUAAAAUCGCUUUUCAGAAGUGACCCUGUUUUUAUUUUUCAAGAAAAGAGGGCAAAUGAAAACCGGUUCCCCCACCUCCAAUACUGAACUUACCAACUUAUUUUCCAACAUCAAUUUUGUUCUUGAUCAGCCCUCUAAUCGGGCUCCCAAGCUCUGUUUUCGGCUGCGACGGCCUCUGGCAACCCUUGGCCAGCAAAAUUGGAGCUUGUAAGGGCCGCCCAUGGUCCAGAUCUGGCCUGCGGGCCCACCCUGGAAACAGCAAAGGACUAGCCCGCAGGUGGCCCUCACGAGCUCCGUUUUCACUGGCAGAGGGUUGCCGGAGGCCGUUGCAGCUGAAAACGGAGCUCGGGAGGGCUGUUUUCACUGGCUGAAGGUUGCAGGACACAUUGCAGCCAAAAACGGAGCUCGGGAGGUGCUCUGCCGUUUUCGCUGGCAGAGCACUCAUGCCCCCACAGAAGUCCCCGACGUGAAUGAUGCCAAGUGGCCACACACACCCUGCCCUCCCCCGCAAUGUCAAACACAACCCUCAUGAGGCCCUCAAUGAAAUCGAGUUUGACACCCCUGCUCUAAACAGCUAUUCCCUAUUUUCUUUAAAGUCAAUUUAAUUAACUACUUCGUUUACUUCCAGUUAGGCAUUUAGGCCCAGAAAGUUUCUUAGUGCAACAUAAAAAUAACAUACUAUUUUCUAGAGUGUCCAAAAUCAAGGGCUGUUUUGCUGAAAGUAGAAGCAUCUACCAAUGUGUGUUGUAUGUUCCUUGAUUAAGGUUAUGUAUGGAUAUAUCAUGAUUUGGCAUAAAUGAGCAUGAAUCUUUUUUCAGUUUAUGACACUGAAUAACACUGUCUUACCAACUGCAUUUAUUUAUCCUCUUAGCACUAAAUUUUGCCCUCCACUGCUAUAUAAAUUGCAUUAAAACAGGUUUUUACUGCAUUUCAUUAUAUUGCGCUACGUUUUAUGCUGUGUUCUGCACUAUUUGUAAGAUCGUUGCUUAUUUUUUCUGGAUAUAUAUAUAUAUAUAUAUAUAUUUACUUCCAUAGUUGCACUGAAUCUGACUAUAUUA